GAAAAAGAUCAGAGGAAAUCAAAGAGUUACUACUGCUUGCUUAGAAGCGCUAUAUUUAUCAUUUUCAUUACUCAUUUUACCCGCUAUGUUGGAUUUGUUUUGGAAAUUGACAUCUGAGAAGCCAGAAAUAAGAAGAAUACCACACCAUGACGAGUCUAAUGUUAAAUUGCAUACCAUUAAUCAUGCGAAUAAAGCUAGCACUUCAAAUAAUCCUGAGCAAGAAGCAACUACAGCUUCCACUAGCUCUGCGGAUAGCUGGGAGCAGCGAGAUAGAUUAGAAAGCCUGCAGGUUGACGAUGCGCAUCUUCGCCAACUGAAGGGGAAGAUCCAGCUUGCAGAAGCACAGAGGAUCGAUUAUCGGGGUAGGACACCUCUUAUAAGGUCUCCGGACAAGAAAGAGGGUCUUUCGGAUUUUUUACGAGAUACUAGUAGAAUAAAAGGAUUUGGCUUGCGCGAAGCUUACCUAUACUCUUACUGGAAAGACAUGCGCUUCGUGAUAGCUAUGUUAGCCAUAAUAGGAUUAUCUCUGUGGUGGUUUAUAGUGCCAGACCCUGUCCUGGUAAGCCCUUAUGCCCUCUCCUCGCCGGACCUACCGCUUCUUAUAAAGGUUGCGAAGGACACCGUUGUGGAACGUGUAUGCAGCGACCAUCCGUGGAUGACGAGUCCGUGCCCGUGUGGAGAACCGCUCAAUAACGAGGUGCGGAUGCUUCUUCCCUUCCUCUUGAUGCGGAAUUCAAGGCUAGGAGAGAGCAAGGGGCGUAGCGACUACUACUCUAUAAGUAAUAGAGAAUUUCUAUUAACCAAGCUUUGAUAGAUACUUAUCUUUGGGGAACUCUUUUAUUAUCUAUAGUCUAUGUGCCCGCCGGGACUGGGGUUGGUUCUGACCUCGUCCUAGAAGAUUCAUACUUAAUCUAUGAAUGCAAGCUGAGAGGGAGGAAAGGAAUGAUACAUUACAUCAAUCAACUUGAAUUCGAGAC
Rubroshorea leprosula is the source of this 977-nucleotide messenger RNA. The record is from the annotation of a GenBank genome assembly. Lineage: Eukaryota; Viridiplantae; Streptophyta; Magnoliopsida; Malvales; Dipterocarpaceae.